Molecule: messenger RNA, 572 nt
Organism: Emiliania huxleyi CCMP1516
Lineage: Eukaryota; Haptophyta; Isochrysidales; Noelaerhabdaceae
Exons: 3
Source: RefSeq, a predicted model, not a curated record
GAAUUCAUUCGAUCAACAUGCUCAAACUCGAGUUCGUGCCGGCCGCCGGUGACAAGCUCGUGCUCAAGCUCUCUCCUCCGCCGCCGCUUGCUGACAAGCAGGCGUCUCUGGCGGACAACACGACCGUCAUCGACUCCGGCGGAGGCAACGCCGUCGGCAUCCCCUCCGAGCCCGUCUCGCUCAAGGAUGGCAUCGACACCGGCACCGGCGGCACCGGCACCGCCAGCACCGGCACCGGCAACGUCCCGUCCGAGAGCGAGCCCGGCCCGCUCAAGGACGGCAUUGACGCGGGCGGCGGCAACAUCGCGGGCGAGCUUUCGCCGAUGACGUCCUCCGCGAAGGUCGGAAUCGUGCCGGCUGACGACGGCCGCAUCACGCUCGUCAUCUCCGCGUCGGUGUCGCCUUCGCUCCCCGGAGCCGAGGCGUGCGGCGUCAAGAACGUCAACAUCUCCGUCGCAAAGUCUGGCCCGGAGGGCGUCGUCAAGAAGGACCCGGCCGCGGAGAAGGCGCCCGACGCGGGCGCGGUCGACUCGGACAAGGCCGAGGCCAUGUCCGCCGCCCACGCGCCGAGC